ACACUUCACAUAUAAAUGCAUACAAUUGAGGACUGGUUUUCAAAACCUUUUUAGAUUGUUGAAUUUAGAAAACCAACUACAGUCUACUCCUCCGAUCACCAACUAUAGAUGUUUGAUCUCAAUCUGAACAACUGCGAUGGGCGGUCGGUGGAAUCCAGCUCUAGCAACGACGACACGUGCUCCAGACGCGCCUCCUCUGCCCUCGUGACUCGAGACCUGUUCCCGCUGAGUGCGGUGCAAGCGCAAGCGAGGAAGGGGCGGCGGGGGCCGAGGUCUCGAAGCUCUCAGUAUAGAGGGGUCACUUUUUACAGGAGGACUGGCAGAUGGGAGUCUCAUAUAUGGGACUGCGGGAAACAAGUUUAUUUGGGUGGAUUUGAUACAGCUCUUGCUGCUGCUAGGUUAGACCUUAUAACUCUCAUAAACAUACUCAUUUUGAUCAAGUUUGUAAACCUCUCUGAUUGUAUCAGAGCGUAUGAUAGAGCUGCAAUUAAGUUCCGAGGUGUUGAAGCUGAUAUUAACUUUAAUCUCACUGAUUAUGCUGAUAUGAAUCAGGUGAUGAAUCUGCCCAAAGAAGAAUUUGUGCAGAUGCUUCGUCGCCAGAGCAGUGGAGUUGCAAGAGGGGGUUCUAAAAUUAGAGGAGUCGCAUUCCAAAAAGGUGGACGUUGGGAGGCUCGAACGGGGGAGUUUCUUGGGAAGAAGUAUGAGAAGGCAGCCAUCGUGUGCAAUGGAAGUGACACUGUCACCAGCUUUGAGUCAACCAAAAACAACAGUGAGGCAGUCUCUGAACUGCACAACGGAGGUAGCCAACAUGAUCUUAAUCUAAAUUUGGGGAUGUCUGUAUCUUCUCCAAAGAAGAGUGGAUGUCUGGAUUCUUUAAAGCUUCAUCAUGACGCCCAAACCACAAGAACAUUGAUGUUUCUGCAGCUACACGGGGGGAACUCUGCUGCCUCAGACAUUAUGUCUAACCUUCCACUCGAAGGAGUACCAGUAACAUCACAACAUCCUACUUUGUGUAGUGGUGUAGAUCCUCGGUUUGUUCCCAACAAUGAGGAAAGGGAAAAAAGUGCUCAACUGGAACUGGGAAACUUGGCUUGGAGAAUGAAUAGGCACGAUCAAACGGCUGCUGCAGCAUCAUCAGGAUUCUCAUCACCAGCUCCCUUGGGUCCUGCUUCUCCAGUUCCAUACGAUUAUGCUAACACAUUUGCAUAUUACUCUUGGUUGAAGCCAUAUCUGCCACCACCUUAGUCUUAAUGUGGAUGCCAUGUAGUAAUAGGGGAUCAUCGUCUUUUUUGCUCUUUUCUUUUAUUUCAAGGUAAAGAGGUUUAUAAUGUAGAGGAAGCCAUAGAUCAGUGGCAGACGUAGAAAACAAAUAUCGAGGAGCUACACAAACUUACAGCCUAUACUAUUCAAUUUAUUUGAUGUACAUAUGUGGCACAUGGCCAUCACUCUUUUAGUAUUCUAUAUGUAAGGUUCGACUUAAUAUUCUA
Molecule: messenger RNA, 1487 nt
Organism: Salvia splendens (bonfire salvia)
Lineage: Eukaryota; Viridiplantae; Streptophyta; Magnoliopsida; Lamiales; Lamiaceae
Product: ethylene-responsive transcription factor RAP2-7
Exons: 8
Coding region: 109-1245 (378 amino acids)
Biological process (GO): regulation of DNA-templated transcription
Molecular function (GO): DNA binding; DNA-binding transcription factor activity
Source: RefSeq, a predicted model, not a curated record